AGAGGCCGCAGCCGAAAGAUGCCGGUCCGCAGGGGCCACGUCGCGCCCCAAAACACUUACCUGGACACCAUCAUCCGCAAGUUCGAGGGCCAGAGUCGUAAGUUCCUGAUCGCCAAUGCUCAGAUGGAGAACUGCGCCAUCAUUUACUGCAACGAUGGCUUCUGUGAACUCUUCGGCUACUCCCGAGUGGAAGUGAUGCAGAGACCGUGCACCUGCGACUUCCUCACAGGCCCCAACACCCCACGCAGUGCCAUGUCCCGCCUGGCGCAGGCCCUGCUGGGGGCUGAGGAGUGCAAGGUGGACAUCCUCUACUACCGCAAGGAUGCCUCCAGCUUCCGCUGCCUCGUGGAUGUGGUGCCCGUGAAGAAUGAGGAUGGGGCCGUCAUUAUGUUCAUCCUCAACUUUGAGGACCUGGCCCAGCUCCUGGCCAAGCGAGGGAGCCGCAGCCUGUCCCAGCGCCUGCUGUCCCAGAGCUUCCUGGGCUCCGAGGGCUCUCAUGGCAGGCCGGGUGCACAGGGACCUGGCCCGGGCAGGGUCAAGUACAGGACCAUCAGCCAGAUCCCGCAGUUCACACUCAACUUUGUGGAAUUCAACCUGGAGAAGCACCGCCCGGGCUCCACCACGGAGAUUGAGAUCAUCGCACCCCACAAGGUGGUAGAGCGGACCCAGAACGUCACCGAGAAGGUCACCCAGGUGCUGUCCCUGGGUGCGGACGUGCUGCCGGAGUACCAGCUGCAGGCACCGCGCAUCCACCGCGGGACCCUCCUGCACUACAGCCCCUUCAAGGCCGUGUGGGACUGGCUUAUCCUGCUGCUGGUCAUCUACACGGCCAUCUUCACGCCCUACUCGGCCGCCUUCCUGCUCGGCGACCAGGACAAGCCUCAGCGCGCGGACUGUGGCUACACCUGCAGCCCGCUCACCACGGUGGACCUCAUCGUGGACAUCAUGUUCGUCGUGGACAUCGUCAUCAACUUCCGCACCACCUACGUCAACGCCAACGACGAGGUGGUCAGCCACCCCCGCCGCAUUGCCGUCCACUACUUCAAGGGCUGGUUCCUCAUCGACAUGGUGGCCGCCAUCCCCUUCGACCUGCUCAUCUUCCGUACUGGCUCUGAUGAGACCACAACCCUGAUCGGGCUGCUGAAGACGGCUCGGCUGCUACGGCUGGUGCGUGUGGCUCGCAAGCUGGACCGCUACUCUGAGUACGGGGCAGCAGUGCUCUUCCUGCUCAUGUGCACCUUUGCACUCAUCGCACACUGGCUGGCCUGCAUCUGGUACGCCAUCGGCAACGUGGAGCGGCCCUACCUGGAACCCAAGAUCGGCUGGCUGGACAGCCUGGGAGCGCAGCUCGGCAAGCGCUACAAUGGCAGCGACCCAGCCUCAGGCCCCUCGGUGCAGGACAAGUAUGUCACGGCCCUGUACUUCACCUUCAGCAGCCUCACCAGCGUGGGCUUCGGCAACGUCUCACCCAACACCAACUCUGAAAAGGUCUUCUCCAUCUGCGUCAUGCUCAUCGGCUCCCUCAUGUACGCCAGCAUCUUCGGCAACGUGUCGGCCAUCAUCCAGCGCCUGUACUCGGGCACGGCGCGCUACCACACGCAGAUGCUGCGAGUCAAGGAGUUCAUCCGCUUCCACCAGAUCCCCAACCCGCUGCGGCAGCGCCUUGAGGAGUACUUCCAGCACGCCUGGUCCUACACCAACGGCAUCGACAUGAACGCGGUGCUGAAGGGCUUCCCCGAGUGCCUGCAGGCCGACAUCUGCCUGCACCUGCACCGCGCGCUGCUGCAGCACUGCCCGGCCUUCCACGGCGCCAGCAAGGGCUGCCUGCGCGCGCUCGCCGUCAAGUUCAAGACGACGCACGCGCCGCCCGGGGACACUCUGGUGCACCUCGGCGACGUGCUCUCCACGCUCUACUUCAUUUCCCGCGGCUCCAUCGAGAUCCUGCGCGACGACGUAGUGGUGGCCAUCCUCGGAAAGAAUGACAUCUUUGGGGAGCCCGUUAGCCUCCAUGCCCGGCCGGGCAAGUCCAGUGCAGACGUACGGGCCCUGACCUACUGUGACCUGCACAAGAUCCAGCGGGCAGACCUGCUGGAGGUGCUGGACAUGUACCCCGCCUUCGCAGACAGCUUCUGGAGUAAGCUGGAAGUCACCUUCAACCUGCGGGAUGCAGGCGAGGGUCUCCAGUCAUCACCCCAACAGGCCCCAGGCAGCCAGGACCACCAAGGCUUCUUCCUCAGUGACAACCAGUCAGGUGAGCAAAGCCAGCUGGGGCCCCAGGCCCCCUCCCAGGGCUACAGCCUUCUGGGUCCCAGAAGCCAGACCUCUAUGGGGGUAGGACCUCGUACUUCAGGGCGCCCAGGUGCAGCCCCUUCCCUGAGCAUCUCAGAUGCAUCUGGCCGCUGGCCUGAGUUGCUGCAGCAAGUGCCCCCCAGGCCAAGUCAGAGCCCCCCAAACCCUCAGGGAGACCCAGACUGCUGGCCUCGGGAGCUAGGCUCCAGGCUAGAGCAGCUCCAGGCCCAGAUGAACAGGCUGGAAUCACGCAUGUCCUCAGACCUCAGCCGCAUCCUGCAGCUCCUUCAGCAGCCCCCGCCCCAGGACCACACUGGCUACAUUCUGGGAGCCCCUGCCUCCAAUGACCUGGCCUUGUCUCCUUCAACCUCAGCAACUCAGAGUCCAGGAACUAGACUACUACCCCAGGGCGAUCUGCCCCCUGCACAGGCCCCCAGUUAUGGUGACCUGGACGAAUGGAGGCCGAAGCUCGGGAACUCCUCCUCCAGGAUGCUGGCCCCAGCCACAGAAAUGGACAAAACUACAACACCGUCCUCAGAACAGAAGCAGCCUGAGGGGCUCCCGUCACCCUUGGCCUCGCCUCUGCAUCCCCUGGAGGUACAGGGACUUGUCUGUGGUCCUCACUUUCCCUCGCUCCCUGAACACCUCAGCUCUGUCCCCAAAUAGCUGGAGUUCCAGAGACAUGGCUCAGAUCCUGGAUUUGUGAGGAGCUAGAGCCACUGUACCCCAAGAUAAUAGACACCAGGAAGGAACUGAAGGCAGGUGAGACGACAGUUAAGGAUUUGGGGGAGGCAGACAGCCUGUAAACUGAAAACCAUUUACCUAGAGUAGCUACAAACUGCCAAUCCAGGUGACCCAAGAUGGCUUGGGCCAAGAGGCUCAGGACUUCUCCCAACCUCCCGCAGGUCUCUAUUUAGACAGCAGGCCUGGUGGAGGGGGGGUGAGCCUCAGGUGUAGAGGUAGCUUAUGGGACAGAGGGCUCAGUGAAGAACAGAGACCUUCCUGAUCUACUGUGUGAGAGCCUUGCUCUGUGCCAAGUACGAUCACCUCCCAGCUCAGAACUCUCCCCCACCACCCAGCCAGCCCCCAAGGUUGGUCAAGACCUCCCGCCGAGAGCUUGUGAAGCAGCUGGAGAUGAAAGUGUCCUCUGUAGUGGACACAUCAGGGACAGAACUCCAGCCCCCAGCCACUCUGCCCCUGAUGGUUCUGUGAGGACCUUUGGGACC
Molecule: messenger RNA, 3515 nt
Organism: Lagenorhynchus albirostris (white-beaked dolphin)
Lineage: Eukaryota; Metazoa; Chordata; Mammalia; Artiodactyla; Delphinidae
Gene: KCNH6
Product: potassium voltage-gated channel subfamily H member 6
Exons: 14
Coding region: 19-2955 (978 amino acids)
Biological process (GO): regulation of ventricular cardiac muscle cell membrane repolarization; potassium ion transmembrane transport; regulation of heart rate by cardiac conduction
Cellular component (GO): membrane
Molecular function (GO): inward rectifier potassium channel activity
Source: RefSeq, a predicted model, not a curated record